Messenger RNA from Aspergillus luchuensis, 3306 nucleotides. Its product is annotated as serine/threonine-protein kinase. Gene Ontology annotation, molecular function: protein serine/threonine kinase activity; ATP binding. The record is from RefSeq and is a predicted model, not a curated record. Gene Ontology annotation, biological process: intracellular signal transduction; protein phosphorylation; negative regulation of glycogen biosynthetic process. Lineage: Eukaryota; Fungi; Ascomycota; Eurotiomycetes; Eurotiales; Aspergillaceae. Gene Ontology annotation, cellular component: cytoplasm; nucleus; cytosol. The transcript has 5 exons. The coding region runs from base 1 to 3306 and encodes 1101 amino acids.
AUGGGUUCUACUUCCUAUAAUCCCGAUGGUGAACCAAGCCCAUUGUCGUCCCCCGUGGGACCCCUUUCCGCGUCGCCCGAGUCGGACCCUUUUAUGAGACGCCUCUCUGGGCACACUGAGGACUCGAUGAAAUACUCUGCAGACACACUCUCCUCGGGCUAUGAUCAUCUUUCCAGGUCUUCUCUGCUGGAUCCUGAACAUGGACUUGGCCCAUCUGGUCUAGAUCGCAUACGUCAACAGCCAUCACGCGUCUUUACCCUUCCGAACAUGUCUGCCUCAUCGCUCGCACCGAUGACCUCACGUAGCCAUUCACCUUCACCACGCUCCGCUUCUUCGACCAGAGCCCACCCCUCACGCCUCCCGUCGACCGAAGAAUUCGGCACAUUAGAAGAUCUCCAUCGCUUCCCGUGCGAAUCGCUACAUUCAUUUUCCUUUGCCCAACAAUCCGAGGAACUACUGAAUAAUCGCCAUAACAUACUGAAAAGGUCAAUAGACUUCAUGCGCGACCGCUUCGGCUGGACCACCAGCAACAGUGCGGGGCUUGCUGGCGCUCAGGCUCGAUUCGGUGGAGAUGCUGAUACCCAGAGUGUGGUGGACUACUUGUCGAAAACCAGUGUUUCGGGCAGGGAUGACCGCUACAACUACGCUGGGUUAUCGCGCGGACCAAUGACCGGACCUGCUGAUGUGGACAGUGGCAAUAUCUUUGAAAGGGCAUUUGCAGAACCCCAGCUUUCCGCGGACCAGUUCAGGGACAUGGUCCAGGAGCAGGGACCGCCCGAUGCCCUGCGUUCCUCGGGCCAGGCAUCAGAAGAUCUAGCGUCCCCGCUGAGGACAGACUCGAGGCCGUACCCCAGGCGCGUAAGCAUAAAAAAACCACCCUUCACCGCCACGGACCCCUUAUCUCCUACCAGUACCUCAAGUCUAGGAUAUGGUUUCCCGGUUCCUGUCCUACACACCCACAGCAGCAAGUGGACACCCGCAUCACAAGCCGUGUUCAGGACCGAGUCGCAUGAACCAUGGACCAUCUUGGCGGCGAAUGACAUCUCGUGCCUCAUCUUUGGUGUCACACAAGCGGAACUCCGCAAGCUAAGUAUCCUCGAAGUCGUACAGAAAGACCGCAGACAGUGGGUUGAGUCGAAACUGCGGGACCCCACCACUGAUGCUGCCGUAAGGGCCCAACCUUCGCCGGAUAAGACUCGUGUCAAGCCUGUGAAUCCGAAAUCGAUGGGAAUGGGCAAUGGUGUAACAGCGCAGCUGCUCAGCAAGCCUCCUUCUCGAGCAAGGGCUCCGAGGAGGGCCCAGACUGAUGACGGAUACGGCUCGAGCGCAAGGCAGCUGAAUCACCCGGCAACCAAGUCCCGAGGUGUACUGCUGUGCGGAGAUGUGGUACCCAUUGAAAAGCGCGAUGGCAAGAGAGGCUCUGCCAGCAUCUGGGUGAUGGAAAAGCGUGGUGGUUUGAUUUGGGUGAUGGAAGAGAUCCAGGAGAAUGUCGCGUUCGUUCGCUGCGAUGAAUCCUGGAACAUUGCUGACGCCACCGGCGAUAUUGACAAAGUCUGGGGUCAGGGUGCGGCGAAAACUGGAGAACGGAUCACGGAGUUGCUUCCUAAUCUUCCACCAGACUGCCUUGAAUCUCCUAUCGAUCAAGGUCUCAACAAAAUCACCGAGAAGAAGUACUUCGCUUCUCGCACAUCAGCUGGAAUAUGCAUACCGUCCACCAUCACCAAGGGCGACAGCUCAAGAUCCCUUCGAAUAUCGAGCUUUCCUCAUGUCGCAGGUAUGAUGGUGCUGUCCUCUUCGACCUUAAAAAUUGUCAGCUCCAAUUCCGUCUUCUCGUCCGCGCUGUUUGGACAUGAGCGACCUGAAGGCUUACACGUUAAUGAUUUGAUACCUGGCUUCGACGGCUUGCUGAACGUGCUCACCGAGGAGGAGAGUGUACCGCUGGUUGACGGUCUGGUGAUCUCUGAACCCAGUUUCCGGAGAGCGCGCACCCUCUCUAUUCUCCGCGAUGGCAAAUCCAAUGUGGCCUCGGUCUUCCUAGAACCAUCUGGCCUUGCUGCCGUGCAUCGCGAUGGCUCCUCGAUUGCUGUAGAUGUCCAGAUGCGUGUGGCCAAGAGCGGCACAAUGUUCCCCAAGGCACGAGAGGAUCCCAAUUCAGGAGACCACAGCGACUCGGAGUUUGAAGCGGUCACAGAGCUUGUAUACGCACUUUGGGUGACAUAUUCGAGACAUAUCCACUCGGCAGCUCCCGCGGCUGGCUUCCCUUCUCCGCCGUCCCGGACAGAAAGCCCGUCUUCUAUAUCUGCAUCGAAUCUGGCUUCCACAACGGCUUCUACUCCCUAUGCCAUUGGCUCGGAGCGGACAUUGGUAGAGACGCAUAUACCGACCUCUACCUUAAGCCAGCAGUUGAGUGAAGCAGCUUCGCAACCGCUAACAGACAAACCAGUCCAGCCAGUGCCCGAAGUAAGACCGGCUGGUACCAAAGAGGUGCCCCAAAAACGAACAAUUGCCGAUUACAUUAUCCUCGAAGAGAUGGGUCAAGGAGCCUACGGAGAAGUGAAGCUUGCGCGCAUGAAGAAGAUUCCGACCAAGAAAGUCGUUCUGAAGUAUGUUACGAAGAAACGGAUUCUUGUCGAUACAUGGACCCGCGAUCGUCGUCUAGGAACGGUACCAUUAGAAAUCCACGUUCUGAACUAUCUCCGACGCGACGGUCUGAAGCAUCCCAACAUCGUGGAAAUGGAGGGAUUUUUCGAGGACGAUAUCAAUUAUUACAUCGAGAUGACCCCACACGGGCUACCUGGAAUGGACCUCUUCGAUUACAUUGAGCUGAAAGCGAAUAUGGAUGAGGCUGAAUGCCAGAACAUCUUCAAGCAGGUUGUGGACGCAAUUCAUCAUCUCCAUACGAAGGCUUUGGUCGUGCAUCGCGACAUCAAAGACGAGAACGUCAUUUUGGACGGAGAAGGUCGGAUUAAGCUGAUUGAUUUUGGGAGUGCCGCCUAUAUCAAGAAUGGACCCUUUGAUGUGUUCGUGGGCACGAUUGAUUACGCGGCACCCGAGGUACUUCAGGGCAAAUCCUACCGAGGCAAGGAGCAAGACAUUUGGGCCCUUGGUAUCUUACUCUACACCAUCGUCUACAAAGAGAAUCCCUUUUACAAUGUUGACGAAAUCUUGGAUCACCCUCUUCGAGUCCCGUUCUUACCCUUCUCGGAGGAUUGCAUCGACCUUAUCCGGAGGAUGCUUGACCGAGAUGUGGACAACCGACUGACGAUCAGUGAAGUUUUGGAGCAUCCAUGGAUGAUUGACAGUUGA